This is a messenger RNA of Rotaria socialis, 1224 nucleotides long. The record is from the annotation of a GenBank genome assembly. Lineage: Eukaryota; Metazoa; Rotifera; Eurotatoria; Philodinida; Philodinidae.
AUGUUCUUUUCGAAAUCUACAAUAGCGUCAACCAAGUUACAUUCAAAAUCUUUCAAACAAACUUACAUGGAUUGGAUGUAUGAGAAAUAUUUACGAAAUGCAGAAUUAAAACGAAAAUUAGCCGACAUGAGGUCAUUUGGCAGACUAGGAUGUGUCAGAUGUCCAUCUCCGCCAUAUCCAGUUCGACCAAUAGCCGAUCAUCCACGUGAAUCUUUGGGUGGUUUUAAGCAACAUCCCAAUUCUUCAAAAGAUAUGACGAUCGAAUUGUCUGUUGAUAUUGGUAAAACAGCCCAUCAACUCAUAUCAAUGUUAGAAAAAGUAUCGAAAUUUCAAGAUACACUUUUUCAGUCUGCUAUAUUGAAGCAAAUGAUAACAAGAUAUUAUCGAUUCAUGCAAUUAAAAGCUAUUUACUUGCCCAACGUUUUGCUAGUUCCUACUCUUGAUAUUGAAAUCAUUUGGCAAACGCAUUUACUUCGACCAGAAAUAUAUCGAGCAGAUUGUAUACGUUUAUUUCGUCAAGUCGUCGAUCAUUCAUUGGUGACAACAGAUAUUCAACAAUUUUUAAAAAAGCAAGCAUUUAUAGAUACAUGCCAUUUUUAUGAAGAACGAUUCGGCGAAAAAUAUUGUGAAUUAGCAUCAAAUAGAAAUGCUCGAAAGUCAACAUCGGAAGACUUGACAAAUCCGUCCCAAGAUGCUUAUUCGUAUUGGGAUGAAUCACUUUUUGAAUUUACAACGAAUCCCCCAAAACAAUAUGAAAAUCCUUUUUCAUUUACUGAAGCCGAAGUCAUUCUUGAUGGUCGUUGGCUCGAUUUAUGCAAAUCGUUUAUGCAUGAUUCACUGGAACAAUGUCCUGUUCGUGGCUACUUUAGAGGAUCACGCGAAAUUAAUCUUGGAAAUGGACCUAUGCAACGCUUAAAAAAAUCUUACGAACGAUUUUUAUAUAUGGCAGCGAAAUAUCCAUUGCAGGAUAGCAACGACUUUGUGCCCCCGACAUAUGCGAUAGAUAUCAUGUGGCAUGCACAUAUGCAAGAACCGUUGAAAUAUGCAGCUGACUGUCUUCGACUUGUUGGUUAUAUUAUUUCUCAUUCUCCAUGGCCGAUCAUUGAAGACAAAAAGAUGAAGAAAAAGAGAGAUACAACGGAUAAAAUUUGGAAAGAAGAAUUUCAAAGUGAAAUUUCAACCGAUCAUCUCUAUAAUACUGUUGAGGAAACAUAUGACUGGUGA